Molecule: messenger RNA, 1422 nt
Organism: Babesia sp. Xinjiang
Lineage: Eukaryota; Apicomplexa; Aconoidasida; Piroplasmida; Babesiidae
Gene: rpsJ
Product: 30S ribosomal protein S10
Exons: 1
Coding region: 1-1422 (473 amino acids)
Biological process (GO): translation
Cellular component (GO): small ribosomal subunit; ribosome; mitochondrion
Molecular function (GO): structural constituent of ribosome
Source: RefSeq, a predicted model, not a curated record
AUGGUCAAUAAAGAGGCCGGAUAUGCCGAGUGUAUGUGUCCAAUAGCUAUUACAUCGAAUCAGGGUAGACAAUCGCAGCAACGGUGCUGGGCGUUGUCGGCUGAACCGGAAUUCAUCCCGGUGCUCGAUGAAGAUACUGCAGAAGGCAGCGGUAUCGAAGAUUUAGGACUCUAUACUAUACAAGAGGAUGUAAAUGACGGCUUUCUCUAUGAUGCAGAUAGGCCUGAUGCUAUUCUACACUCCAAUGACGAUCCACUCCAGGACCAUAAUAGCAUCAAUUAUGGCAGCGGAGAUGCAUCUGAUCCGCAACAAAUGGUUUCUGGAAGAUUUGGUCCCGCUAAAUUCUUAGCAGGGAGUAAUAGUAUUAUAGAAUCUGCAAGGAAUAAACUACGUAGAUUAUUUAGUUGGGAAAGAGAGGCAUUUGAUGAUAUGUCGGAUGACGAAGAUUCAGAGGAAAUGAAUGAAGAUGCUCUACCGAAACCUUUUCACAGCUCGUGUAACUAUACGGAUGAGGACGUAUUGGAUUUACCGUAUCUAGAAUCAAAUGAUGUGAACCUGUCGUUCAACCGUUGGCCAGACAAUUGCUUCAUACGUAUCAGGUUGGAAUCGUACUACCCAUUUUUGUUGCGUCUUGCUGCGGAUCGACUAAUCCGCGGGAUACGUGAGAAUACCAACCUAAGGGUUGGUAAUGUGAAAGCUAUGCCCAUGCGUAGGAAACGAUGGUGUCUCCUUUCUUCACCACAUGUAGACAAACGAUCAAAGGAUCUAUUUGAAAUACAACAACAUGUACGAUUCUUGGACGUCUUUCCACCGCUAAAAAAUAAGCUGGAGGAACUGUCAGACCAAGACACGGUUGAGUCUGAUGCCACGAAUAAUCAACGUAUAUCGAAACUAAGGCAAGCAUCCAAAGAUGAUAGCAUGAAAUUUAAAGGGGUUUUAAUGGUACCGCUACCAAAUUUUGUUAGUUUCGACUAUUGGUUUGAGGAGGUACAUAAACCAGUAAAAAAUCGCAGUAUAGAAAAGGUUUUCAGAAAAAGGAUAUGGGUAUCUAAGUACUUUCUACACCACUACGAAAAAAGGGAAAAGGCGGAAAUUAUCGAUCGCUUGACGUCGCCAGAACUGUAUCCUGAGGUACCCUUAAGGUGGAAACGGCAUCCAUGCGACUACUUCGCCCUGCAGCUGGGUGAGCUGAGAAAGAUGUACAACUUUGUCGCUACACGAUAUGCCGAAGACCAAGCACGCAAACGAUAUAAUGUCCCAGGUCCCAAGUACUACGAUAUCGACGAAGUGAGAUUCGUACCGAAUGAUGACGACCGUCGCUGUGGCUAUGAUUCAUCAGAUGAUGAGGAUGACGAUGUCGCGGUUGCCAAACAGCUCGCGGCCAUGGACGACGAAACCAUGAAAUCAAUGCAUGGCAUGUGA